Molecule: messenger RNA, 696 nt
Organism: Vicia villosa (hairy vetch)
Lineage: Eukaryota; Viridiplantae; Streptophyta; Magnoliopsida; Fabales; Fabaceae
Exons: 3
Coding region: 1-696 (231 amino acids)
Source: RefSeq, a predicted model, not a curated record
AUGUACAUUGAGUCUGCAGAUGCAUCUCUGAAUUCAUUUGCUAUAUAUUUCGGAGAUGCAUCUUCGAAAUUGUUUGUUCUUAGCACCAAAGUUGUUGUAAGUAAUGAUACAAAACAUGAUGAAGUGAAGGAUGAUGUUAAACCGGAUGAGGUGAAUGACGAUGUUAAACCGGAUCAGGUGAAAGACGAUGUUAGACCUGUUGAUGUCGAGAUAGAUGUUGGUCAACAAUUUACAAAUGAAAAAUUGUUUACUGUUCGUGAACAUAUCCUCGAAUGGGUCUGCAUGGUGGUUGGGAAUUUGGGGUUUAACACUGUAAUAGGAAGGUCCGACAAUGAUGAUACAUGGAAAUUUAAUGUGAUUUCUGAUUUACAUAAUCAUGCAUUACAAUCCAAGUUAGCUGGUCAUCCCAUCGUACGUCGCCUUAAACCAGAGGAGAAAGAAAUUGUUUCAGACAUGUCUUUAGUUAGUGUGGCGCCUAAAAACAUACUUGCAUAUUUGAAACGGAAAAGACCUGUAAGUGUUUCAAAUAUCAAGCAGGUAUACAAUGCGCGUUAUCUAAACAAUACGGCGAUAAGAGGUCCAAGAUCCAAAAUGCAACAACUUUUGAAGCUUUUGGAUGACAACCAUUAUGUUUCUAGGUACACAGUUUGUGAGGAUAAAGUCUGUAAGAUCCAAAGUAAUCCAAGCCUUGUAUAA